Molecule: messenger RNA, 10005 nt
Organism: Seriola aureovittata
Lineage: Eukaryota; Metazoa; Chordata; Actinopteri; Carangiformes; Carangidae
Gene: adgrb2
Product: adhesion G protein-coupled receptor B2
Exons: 36
Coding region: 889-6300 (1803 amino acids)
Biological process (GO): negative regulation of angiogenesis; peripheral nervous system development; cell surface receptor signaling pathway
Cellular component (GO): plasma membrane
Molecular function (GO): G protein-coupled receptor activity
Source: RefSeq, a predicted model, not a curated record
CCCCGGCGGAUGGGCAGCGAGGGCGCGCAUCUCUGUCCUCCGCUUGUGAAGCGACUGCAGGGGAGCCAGAUGCCCGACUGCGAGCCGCUGCCUGUGGAUACCUUUCCCAAAUGCCAGAGCAGGCGAGAACCACAGACACAUUUCACCCUCUGGCAGUGAGCGGAGUAAGAAUUGUUUUUUAUGUUUUCCUCCUCCUCCUCCUCCUCCUCCUCCUCUUCCCUCUCCCCUCCAGCUUGCCUCGCUCUCUCUGUUUCAACCUCUGCUUCAGAUGAGGAGCUUCCUUGGACUUGGAGUACCGGGCAUCAGUAGAAAAAAACCCCGUUAUCCCACAGCUCUGCUGCUGCGGCGCUGCUGCCUGUGAGCGCGUCCUCUCGCUGCUUGGGAAUAUACAGCUUUGCCUAUAUGCGCAAAACCAUGGAGAUUAUAUGACGUGGAUUUAUUUUUUGAACAAAACUGGACAUCUACAGUAACGACGUCCCUUCUGUUUUUUUUUUUCCAUUUUUGUUUUUUUGCAUUGCCUUUUGGCGUUCCUCUCUUCUGUUCUUUCCUUUGAUCUACAUGGCUACUUUAUGAUUUCAUGUCCUUAGCGGUUCUUCCUUGUUUUUAUUUAUUUAUUUAUCUAUUUAUUUAUUUAUUUAUUUUGUACACUUCUUAUUUUUUUUGGUCCGUUUCGGAGGCGCAGAAGUGGGAUGCCUCGCAGAGAACAUUUGUGGGGAGAAGAAUCCGCGCAGCAGCAGCGAGGAGGCUGAAUGAAUGAUAGUCUCCCUCUCCAUCUGAGACGUGCCAUGGAUGGGAAACUUAAUUUGUUUCCACGGAACCGAUCGGGGAAUAGCCGUCGCAUCAAAUAACUAGGCUACCGCUGACAGCGAUCAGGACGAAUGUCAUAGGAUGAACACUGCUGGUGGGGUGUGUCUGUCUGUGCUGUCCUCUCUCCUGGCCGUGGCUGGGGCCCUGGCUGCUGUGUCUGCCCUCGCUCUAGCUCCUCUCUCUGCCCUGGCUGAGGCUGCUCAUGGGGCUGCCGAUGGCAUCCCCAGGACCGGGGCAGAGGGGGCCCCCUCACCCAUCUCCGCGCCAUGCUCCAGCCUUGUAGCUGGGGUGCUCUAUGGGUCUUUCUCCCUAAGGGAGCUGUUCCCCUCCAGGGCGCCAGGCUGUUCUUGGUCCCUGGAAAACCCAGAUCCCACCAAGUACUCCCUCUACCUCCGCUUCACCCGCCAUCCUGUCAUCUGCCGGACACACUCCCCCAUGCUCCUCUCUCUUGACCACCACCUAGCCAAUCAAAGCUGUCCCCUUCAUUUAAAGUCGGCCAGGAAUCAGGAUCAGGAAGUCAUUGAUCUCUGUGGCAGCCAAUCCAACUCAGAUGGACCUUACUCCUUCCUACAGUUUGAUAAGAACUUUGUCCAACUAUGUCUAACGAGACAUCCAGCUGCUGAUGAGCCUCAGGUAACCAAGGAAGUGCUGGAGCUGAGACUGGUAGAGGUGUUACUCAUCAAUAAUGAGAACUCCAGUCAGUUUACCUGUGGCGUGCUCUGCCGAUGGUUUGAGGAGUGUUUACGCACAGGACACAAUGGAGAUCAGGAGGUUUCCAAUGGAGACGGCUGCGGGAUGACCCAGACAGGAUGUAUCUGUCCAAACCACAACAUCAUGGCGCCACCUAUUCCGCUGCUCCCGGAGACACCCCACAGCUUCAGCAAUGGUUCACUGGUUCCUGAUGACUGCUGUGUCACCGAGCUGCAUUCCAAUGAUGCAAUCGCCAUAGCACCCAGAGAUGUUCGACAAGAUCCAUAUGAUGACGAUUUGAAGGUGAAGACCCAGAGACCACGAUCAGCUGACCAGCCAGGUGUGUUUCAGGCACAAACAGGUGACCCCGCAGCAGAGGAGUGGUCACAGUGGAGCGUGUGUUCGCUCACGUGUGGGCAAGGCUGGCAAGUGAGGACGCGAUCGUGUGUUUCCUCUCCCUAUGGGACACUGUGCAGCGGCGCCCUGAGGGAAACGCGCAUGUGCAACAACACCGCGUCCUGUCCGGGUGAACCUGGGAUCACAGGCUCAGUGAAUGGGCUGUGGGAGGAGUGGUCAUCAUGGAGUCUGUGCUCUGUGACCUGUGGGCGGGGCUCCAGGACGCGAACCAGGAAGUGUGUGAACGGCGGCGUGGCCGUGGCUUGCGGACGGCCUGAGAUUCAGACCAAACUCUGCAACAUAGCAGUGUGUCCUGUUGAGGGCCAGUGGUUGGAGUGGGGGCCGUGGUCGAGAUGCAGCGUGACUUGUAACACGGGGACCCAGCAGAGGCAGAGACGCUGCAGUGCGUCGGUGCACGGUUGGGCUGAAUGUAAGGGCCCCCAUCAGGAGAGCAGAGAAUGCACCAACCCUUCAUGCGGCGGUGGAGGUAACUGGGGCAGCUGGAACCACUGGAGUCUCUGCAGCAAGACAUGUGACUCCGGUUGGCAGCGUCGCUUCAGGAUGUGUGAGGGCACCGGUGUACAGGGCUACCCCUGCGAUGGCUCAGGAGAGGAAGUCCGGUCCUGUAACGAGAAGAAGUGCCCUGCUCCUCACGAGAUAUGUAAAGAUGAGCACCUUCUCGCUAUGUCGUGGAAGAGAGCAUCGGCUGGAGAGACUGUCUACAACAAGUGUCCAACUAACGCCACUGGAUCUGCUAGUCGUCGUUGCAUGCUGGACAAUAAUGGAGUUGCUUUCUGGGGUCCUCCGAGCUUCGCCAGAUGCGUCUCACUUGAAUAUAGAUAUUUACAUUUAUCUUUACGAGAGCAUCUCGCGAAGGGUCAGAGGACCCUGGCUGGGGAGGGCAUGUCUCAGAUCGUAAGGAGUCUCCUGGAGCUCUUGCAGAGGAGGAGCUACUACAGUGGCGACCUUCUCUUUUCCACGGAGAUCUUGCGAAAUGUGACGGACACCUUCAAAAGAGCAACCUACAUCCCAGCUCCCGACGACGUGCAGAAAUUCUUCCAGAUAGUCAGUCACAUGUUGGACAUGGAAAAUCUAGAGAAGUGGGAGGACGCUCACCAGGUCGCUCCCGGUGCUGCUUUGCUGAUGAGGAUAUUAGAGGAUUUCAUUCACCUCAUCGGAGAAGCCCAGAAGCCUUUUCAGAGUUUUCUAGUGGUUACGAACAACCUCAUGAUAACCAUCCAACGAGAGCCGGUGUCUGCAGUUUCCAGUGAUAUCAACUUCCCCAUGAAGGGCCGGAGAGGGAUGAAGGACUGGGCCAGAACAGCGGAGGACAAGCUGUACAUCCCUAAAGAGGUCUUCACCGUCCCCACUGAAGAGACAGAGACAGACUCAGAGUCUACAAUGUACUAUGUCAUUGGAGCCGUCCUGUACCGGACGUUGGGCGUCAUCUUACCUAUGCCAAAUCCCCCUGCAGUGAUCAACUCCAAGAUCUUGACAGUGACAGUACGACCGGAACCGCAACCGAGUGAGCCCAUGGUGGUUGUGGAGCUGUCACCGCUUUUGAAUGGUACAUCAGAUCCUCAGUGCGUUGUCUGGGACUAUGGCAACCCGGAAGCUGGCGCAGAAAACUGGGGCACAGAAGGCUGCCAAACGCUCGCAUCAACCACUGUCCACACCAAAUGCCUGUGCAGCAGGAUAUCCACCUACGCCGUGUUAGCGCAGCAAGCUAAAGACCCGGACAUGGGUCCUACCAGCAUGCCCUCUGUGCCCCUCAUGGUGGGCUGCGGGGUUUCCUGCACCGCUCUGCUCAUCCUGCUGCUCAUCUACGCUGCCUUCUGGAGGUAUAUCCGUUCGGAGAGAUCCAUCAUCUUGGUGAAUUUUUGCCUCUCCAUCCUGGCCUCCAAUUUAUUGAUUUUGGUGGGACAAUCUCAAACGCUUAGCAAGGGCCUCUGUACUGUGACUGCUGCCUUCCUGCAUUUCUUCUUCUUGGCGUCCUUCUGCUGGGUGCUGACAGAGGCCUGGCAGUCCUACCUGGCUGUCAUUGGCAAAAUGAGGUCGCGACUGAUUCGCAAGCGUUUCCUGUGCCUCGGCUGGGGUCUUCCAGCCCUAGUUGUAGCAGUGUCGGUGGGUUUCACCAGAGCAAGAGGUUACGGCACAGCCAGCUACUGCUGGUUAUCCUUGGAGGGCGGUCUGCUUUAUGCCUUUGUUGGGCCUGCUGCUGUCAUUGUAUUGGUGAAUAUGCUCAUUGGAAUUGUGGUGUUUAACAAGCUCAUGUCUCGAGACGGCAUCUCAGACAAGUCUAAAAAGCAACGAGCGGGUGUCCCAGCGGAGGCGCGUAGCCGACUGCUCCUGAAAUGCUCCAAGUGUGGCGUGAUCUCGAGCACCGCUCUGUCCAGCUCGACUGCCAGCAGCGCCAUGGCCUCUCUGUGGAGUUCCUGUGUGGUUCUUCCUCUGUUAGCAUUAACCUGGAUGUCAGCUGUGUUGGCCAUAACCGACCGGCGUUCCACGCUCUUCCAGGUCCUUUUUGCCGUCUUUGACUCUGUCCAAGGUUUUGUCAUCAUCACCGUCCACUGCGCAAUGCGCCGGGAGGUGCAGGAUGCAGUGCGCUGUCGGAUGGGGGGAUGUAAAGACGACAGCGAAAACUCACCAGACUCCUGCAAGAAUGGACAGGUGCAGAUCAUGAAAUGUCCAAAUGUGAGCUACUGUGGGCAGCAGUGUGGUUCUCUGCGUUACGGCACAUCCCCGUGCCUGUCAGGUUGCCACCCUCAGCAACUCCCAACAUCGUGCCACCCGGCAUGCCAGCAAGGCUGUUACCACAGUCUGCUCCGCGGCACCAACAACCAAGGGCUAGACUACACCCAGGCCCUCAACCACGCACAUGAGCAUAACCCCAUCCUGAACAACACCCACAACCACGCUCAUAACCAUAACCACUCCCACAACCACAUCGGCAGCCAACCAACGGAUUUUGAGAAGGAUGUGGACUUGGCAUGUCAAACAGUCAUUUUCAAGGAGGUCAACACGUGUAACCCGGCCACCAUCACUGGGACCCUUUCCCGCAUCUCCUUGGAUGACGAGGAUGAUCCCAAGCUGGCAGCGCAUCAGGAGGGGGGAGUCGGAGUCAACUUCAGCUCCCUCCCUGGGAACAUUCCUCCUCCCAACCUCAUUGUACAGGUUCCGCCCCUUGGAGGCCUCAAUGAGCUGAGUGAGACGCCCCUAAAGAAGGAGGUGAAUGUGGACCAGCAGAGACAGCAGGGGCAGCAGCGUAGCGGCGCUCCAAUCUACCUGUGCACCGAGAGCGGCCUGGGCUGGGCGCGGCCGCCCGCUUCCUCCAACAAUUCCCAGGAUGGAAGUGCCGGAAGCGGAGGAAGUGGAGGAGGAGGGGGAGGAAGUGGCGGAGGAGGGGAGGGAGACUACAUGGUCUUACCUCGUAGGACGGUCAGUCUCAAACCUCCAGCGCCCUCCUCCCAAGGAGGCCUGGGACUGGGGGGCGAGGACAAGCCUCUCAACAUUGCGGUGGAGGAUCCUCCCUUCCCUCCGCCUCCCUCUCCCCUGACCCUCCACCCAGCUGAGAGCGAAGCCUACCCGGCAGAUUUUGUGCCGUCCAGUGUGGGCGACAUGAACAUCACCAUGAACCUCAACCGCUCCUAUGGGACGAUCAAAACCAUGCCCCACGGGCACGGCCACAUGAUGGCUCAGGGUAGUCUUGUACACUCCCACGGAGGACACAUGCACACCCACGGGCAUUCCCUCCAGCUGAAGCCCGGGCAGAGGCCAUCGGUCCGACAGAUUCUGACGGGGGGAACUACAGUGGAGAGAACCAGGACCCUGCCGCGCAACCUGGGCAGCACUAACGCCAACACCAGCCUCUCAGCAGGAUCCCUGGAGAGGAAAAGAGUACGGUACUCUGAGCUGGACUUCGAGAAAGUGAUGCACACUCGCAAAAGACAUUCUGAGCUGUACCAUGAGCUCAACCACUCGUCCAAGUUCCACACCAUAGACAGGUAUAGCAGGGACGCAGCCAUGUCCACAUUCAAGAGGGAAAAGCGAUGGAGCAUUUCGUCUGCCGGAGGUGAAAAGAACUCGUCGAGUGACAAGUCAACCCCGGAGGACCAGAGCUCCUGGGACAGCUUCAAGACCAUGACUCCCGAGCUGUCCAUCGUGCCUGGUGAGCAGAAGGAUCGAAUGGAGCUGCACAAUAAGAACUGGGACUCCUCCUCUGCUAACACACCCGACUCAUCCGAGGGAGACUUCCAGACUGAAGUUCCAGUUCAACAAUCCCAUCCAUCCAUUCCUCUCACAUCCUCUGUGUCAACAUCGUAUUCCCCCAUUUUUUGUGUGUAUUUUCUAUGCUUUAGUUUAAAGAAUGUCCUUCCCUAUGGUUUGAAACUUUUAAUGAAAAAAUAAUACGACUGAAACAAAUAACUUCCAACUGAGUUGUGUUCUAUGGUUUAACUGUUGAAGAAGAAAUGAUUUAUUUUCAGACUGGUUUGUUUGGUUUUUUUUCUUCAUUGUUUUUUCCCUUUUUUUCAUUUCCUGUGAGGAUUAACCCAUGUGGAACUUUUAAAAAAAAAAAAUGAUUUAGGACACACACAGCACAUAAAUGUGAGCUUGCUUUCUGAGGUAAUAUGCUCUGCGUGUCAUCUACCCAUGAGGGAAAAGAAGGAUAGUUAUUGUCAUGCAGAUUCUUUUUUUCCCCUACUGCUUGGAGAUAAAAGGCCUUUAAAGAUUGCUGCAUCUGAAUCCAUUUCAGCCAUCACCAAUCAUAGUGAUGCCAGAAAAAGAUAAUAUCUCAGUCAUUUUCAGCCCAAAUGGAAUCUAUGCUAGCUCUGUUUAGCAUCUCUCAGCGUCAAAAAUGUAUGGCUUACAGUGAACUAUUGAUCAGUUCAACGGGGUAACUCUUUUUCUUCUUUUACCAACAAUUUAAAAUCACACAUGACUUCCUCUGCUUUCUUCUACCACCUCCUUCACUUCUCUCCUUCUCUGUUCUGCUCGUUCUGCCCACCCUCCCAGGAGGCAUGAAAUCUUGAUUUUAGCAGUGAAGCCAGUUGUAUAAUUCCUCGUUCACAUGGAUCCCUCUCUGUAUGAUUGUAUCCUGCACUUGUGAGCGCAGCAGCUGCAGAAAGAGAGAGCGAAACAGAAAGAAAGAAAGUCAAACAUAAGGCAACAAGGUGACUUGACACACUGAAGAGGAAAAAAAAAAAAGCCAAUAGUGAUUCUUUCUACUUGACAUUCUACAUCCGUACUUCAGUCACUACAAGAGGACCACCAGUUUCCUGCUGUUGCUACAUUAGCAAAUCAGCCCUCCACACACCACAAAUACAAAUCAAAUCAAAUUUAUUUAUAUCAAAGGUUUAAAACAACCAGUUGACCAAGGUGCUGUACAAAUUUUAGGCAUCAAAAGUAAAAAGGCACAAGUAAUAGAAAAGGCACGAAUAACAACAAUGAAUGCCAAUGAUGAAAUACAAGGCAACAUCAAAAUAUGUGCAAAAAUGUAAAAUAGAAAACAGAAUAAAAGAUCACAUAACAUUUGAUUGAAGAAGACAAACGGCUAUUCCAAAGCUUUGGAGCUGCCACUGCAAAGGUGUGAUCUCCCUCACCCACUAGCCCCAAUCAGGGAACAAUUAAAAACAAUUCUUCUUAGGAUCUAGAAUUGGAGUAUGGCCAGAGGAGUAUGCACAGGGUUGCCAACCCCUUGGCUUUAAAAACAAAUAAAAUAACCUUGAAUCCAAUCCUGUUUUUGACAGGUAGAGCCAAUGGAGGGAUGCUAGUACUGGUGUAAUGCAGUCUCUUUUUCUGGUACUAGUUAGGAGUCUCGCUGCAGCAUUCUGCUUCAGCUGCAGGCAAGACAAAGAGGACUGACCAAUACCCAGGUACAAUGAGUUGCAAUAAUCAGCCUUGAGUAGAUCAAUGCAAUGGUAACAGUCCUCAUAUUGUUGAGAGAGGGGAUGGACUUCAGUUUAGCAGUGCUGAAGAUAGUAGCCUUUCACCACAGAGUUGAUCUGUUUGUCAAAUGUCCAUGCAAGGUCAGAGAUGAUACCAAGAUUCCUGGCAUGGGCAUGAAAGUUUGAUGUAAUUGGCCCUGAGUGGAUAGCUAUACUUCUUGUGGUGUUGGGGGGACCAAAAACACUUGUCACUUCUGUCUGGUUGUCAUUCAACUGAAGAAGUUCACAUCCUGGUGGCAAAUAAGGAUGGAUGUCAUAGAGUCAGAAUCCCCCAGAUUCAAUGGAAGGUAUAUUUUCGUGUCAUCAGCAUACCAGUGAAAGGAGACGUGUUUAGGGAAGAUAGAGCCUAAAGAGAGCAUAGACCAAGCAAAUAAAAUGGGCCCUAAAAUGGAACCUUGAGGUACUCCACAUGUGAUUGUGGCACUAGUGAAGGAGAAGGUUCAAAUCUUAACAGAGGACCUGUAUGUUAAGUAGGAGGCCAACAACUUGAGUUGGAUGCCAACCUGGUCCUUAAGACAGUUUAAAAGAAUGCAAUGAUCAACUGUGUCAAAAGUUGUGCUGCAGUGUGAAAAAAUUAAAACAGCACAUAGACCUAAAGACAGCAGUGGUCAUCUGAAACCGAGGCCUGAUUGGAGUCUAAAUAAGACAGAAGCUGUGCGUAGACAACUUUCUCUAGAACUUUGGAUAGGAAUUGGAGUUUGGAGAUUGGACAGAAAUGAUUUAGUUCUGCUUUGUCAAGGUUAGACUUUUUAAUAUUUUUAAUACAAGACUGCAUUCUUUAAAACAGGACAGGACAGUUUGAUUUGCAAGACUGUUAUUUAUGAUUAGAGAAAUUGAAGGUCCAACAGUGUCCAAUACUUCCUUUGGAAAGUAUGUAAGAAAAUAUGUACAUUGUAACUUUUAUGGCUCGAUAACUUUUCUUUCCAUGGUCAAAGCAGCUCUCUGUAGAAAGAGAUGAGAGACAAUUUAGCAUGUGUGAGAGAAAAUGGUCUCCAAGGAAAAAGAUCCAAAAAUAUAUAUAGAGAAAGCUAGAGGUGCAGAUUAAGAAGGGGGAGUGCUCAAAACAGUAAUUAUCCAGGGAUGGCGAUUUGUCCUGACAUUUUCCAAUGCAGCCCUCAAACCAUCUGUUUAAAGAUCCCUAAUGUGGUAGUAGUGCAGCGCAGCGCAGAUGGCGAGACAAGAGUGGGGCCCUUCUAACCUUUCAAGCUAAUCAGCUGAUAGGCAAACGUACAGCUCGCCUCCCCCCAGGGGAGCGAGACAGGUUCGGCCUCAAGUUGCCCAGUUAAGGUCACAUUCACCUGACCUUCUGUGAAGCUAAGGAUCCAAAUCUAUUGUACAGUGUGUCCAAACCGAAAAAAAGCAGCACUCCGAAAGCUACACAAUCUCAAUAAAUGGGUGUUACUCUAUGACAGAAAAAAACAAAUGAAACAGAUUUGACCUUGACACAGACAAAUUAGAUUUUUUUUAUUUGUAAAACUGAACAUUUUAGAGAGAAAUGUCUAGAUGAAUCUCCAUAAAGCCUUGUUCCCAUGGUAACUUGCAGAAAGAAAGUAAGUAAGAAAGAGAGAAUGCACGCUAAGAUUUUGUUACGUCUUAUCAGUGAGAUUUUCCAUAUUUUGUCAUUUUUCUCUCAGUCCUCAUUGAGUUUUCAGGCUCAACAAGAGACUGGAUUUUUACUUUUCAUCCUCAAGAACGGUAAGUGAGAUGCUGCUCAACUGACUGAGAUAGAGAUGUUUGACUGAUUAUUCAAAGGUGCCACCACUACUAAGGAUCAUCUUGCAUCUUGUUUGCUACGAGAAACGCUGAUGUGACUAACAUGAGAUGAUGCUGGUCAGCUGGUCAGGGUAUUUCAGCUAUGUUUUCUUCUUCUGUUAGAUGCCUGCCAAGCUCAGAAAAAAAUAUACGAAACACUGAUAAGCAAACCUGCAAGUUUAUUCCAUGUGGAAGCCAAUUUCUAUGUUCACUUUCACCUCCACCCCUUCAGCCUUUGAUGCUUAGGUGUAAACCGACUGCUACAACCAUCCAACAUUCCAGUUGAUUUAUUUCUGACAAACCCUCCCUUUCCUUUUCUCCCUCAUUUUUGUUCUUUUUAUACAUAAGAUUGUACAAAGUAGUCCUCUAAUGUUUUCAUAGUGUCUUUUUAUAUGAAAAUAAAUUUUCAAAUUGA